Pungitius pungitius (ninespine stickleback) is the source of this 1884-nucleotide messenger RNA. It is a transcript of the gene tamm41, whose product is annotated as TAM41 mitochondrial translocator assembly and maintenance homolog. Lineage: Eukaryota; Metazoa; Chordata; Actinopteri; Perciformes; Gasterosteidae. Gene Ontology annotation, biological process: cardiolipin biosynthetic process; CDP-diacylglycerol biosynthetic process. The transcript has 8 exons. Gene Ontology annotation, molecular function: phosphatidate cytidylyltransferase activity. Gene Ontology annotation, cellular component: mitochondrion. The record is from RefSeq and is a predicted model, not a curated record. The coding region runs from base 149 to 1282 and encodes 377 amino acids.
GUGACGCACAUUUCAGUCGACUGUCUAGUGCACAGCGACCCAAACUGACCUGGGGGACGCAUUCAAACGGGAAAAACACUCGUUUCUUUUGCAUUUUUUGUAUUUAGAGGCUCAGAGGGAUCCUGUUCUGAAAUGUAUCUUACACUCUAUGUGCAGGAAACGUCGCUUUACAUCUUGUUUAUUCGGAUAUUUCGCACAUAAACCGGGUUGUGUACUUGCUGGAAAGCUAUCAAAGCUAACGUAUUUCAAAAUGACUCUUCCAACUUUGCACAACACCGGCGUGCUUUACAGACGGAUUUUAUCCCAAUUUCCUCAGGACUUCAGUUUAGCUUUUGCCUAUGGAUCUGGUGUUUUCAAACAACACGGGACCAACCAAGGUCAAAUGGAGAAAAACAUGCUGGACUUUGUGUUUGCGGUGGACGACCCGGUGACGUGGCACACCAUGAAUCUGCUCCAGAAUCGCAAACACUAUUCCAUCCUCAAGCUGCUGGGGCCCACUAAGAUCAGCUCCAUACAAAAUGACCAUGGGGCCUCUGUAUACUACAACACACUGGUGCCUGUGGAUGGAAAGAUAAUCAAAUAUGGCGUAAUUAGCACACAGUCUCUCAUAGAUGACCUGAUGCACUGGAAGACCAUGUAUGUGGCUGGACGCCUACACAAACCAGUAAAAAUGCUGCUGCAGAAUGAGAAUGGGAAGCUCCGGGCAGCUCUGGUGGCCAACUUGAAAAGUGCUGUGACGGCCUCCUUCCUCAUGAUGCCAGAGAGCUUCAGCGAGGAAGACCUCUUCCUGCAGAUAGCUGGUCUUUCUUAUGCCGGGGAUUUUAGAAUGGUGAUUGGAGAAGAUAAAUCUAAGGUGGCCAAUAUCGUCAAGGACAACAUUCAGCACUUCCGGAUUCUGUACAGCAACAUCCUCCGCGACUGCCCUCAAGUGGUGUACAAAUCUCAACAAGGGAAACUGGAGGUUGACAAAAGCCCAGAAGGUCAGUUCGAUCAGCUGAUGGCAUUGCCUCGGACCCUCCAGCAGAGAAUCACAAAGCUGGUGGAUCCACCGGGUAAAAAUCGAGACGUGGAAGAGAUUCUGCUGCAGGUUGCUCAGGAUCCAGACUGUGGAGCUGUCGUUCAACAAGGUAUUUCAUCUAUUGUGAAAUCCUCCAGUAUAACACAGAGUAUCAAAGGCAUUGCUACAGCUGGCUUGUGGAAGACGGUCUCGUACAGCUCCAAGAAGCUGAUAAAGAUGUGGAAGGGUUCGAGGAGGAAGCCGUCCGUCUCACAGACGUCCUGAUCCGUCUUUCUCUAUAAACUGUCAGCCAGACAACCGACAUCAUUCGAUAUUUCUUUUUGUUUUUUUGACCCUUUAAAUCCGUGGCGGGAUGAUUUACACACUCACCUACUGGUUUCUAUCACUGCCGUUUAAGGAAGGAGACCACUGAGCAGACGUAAUUGUGCGUUUGCAUGGUGUAGAACUGUCUGUGCACCUGUCUGCUUAUCGUGCCAUUCAGAAAAGUUCUAGAUAAAAGGUGACAUUUCACAAGCCUGACUGAAUUAUGGCUGACAUUUAACGGUACUACUGAUUGGCAUAAUGACCACAGCCAGGGAGCUGUCUAUCUCGAGAGGCUCAUCACUGAAUUAGUAUGAGAACAUCAUGCACCAAGUCCAUCCAGUCGGUGGGUCCAUCUUUUCACGAGGAGGAUAUUUCUGUGCAGUAUUUUUGUCUUUUCGAAGAGAGCCCUUUAUUGAUCUUACAGAUUUGGAAUGGUGUAUUGAAUCGUUCUUCUUUUAUGCUAGUGUUAAGGAAAUAAAAGAUGAGAUCACAAUUAUUUCAUGAUGAAAUUUGCUCAUUGUGAACAGUUUACCAGUCUGCCGGAGCAAUUCAUAUUUAUAAUU